AUGACUUUUAGAUUUGGUCAAAAGUUCCUUGACAUACGGAACUUUGCUAGAGGCUUUUUAACUCGACAUUCGCCACCUGUUAAAGCUCAAGCUUUAAUACCCUUUGUGGUUGAAAAAACGUCAAGGGGUGAACGUUCAUAUGACAUAUUUUCUAGACUUUUAAAAGAAAGGAUCGUAUGCUUGAAUGGACAUGUAGACGAUAGUGUAGCGGCUGUAGUUGUAGCUCAAUUAUUAUUUCUUGAAGCUGAAAAUCCAGAAAAACCGAUUAGCUUAUACAUUAAUAGUCCUGGUGGUACUGUAACUGCCGGCAUGGCUAUUUAUGAUACUUACAUUCAAUCACCAGUAUCAACACUUUGCAAUGGUCAAGCAUGUUCAAUGGGCUCAUUACUUUUGGCCGCAGGCGAACCAGGAAAACGUUAUACACUUCCAAAUUCUACUAUAAUGAUACAUCAACCAAUAGGCGGUGCAUCAGGUCAAGCAACUGAUAUUGCUAUACAUGCUAAAGAGAUAUUAAGAGUUAGAGAGAGAUUAAAUAAAAUUUAUCAAAAACAUUCAAUGGCUGUUGAAAGAGAUUAUUACAUGACUGCUGAGGAAGCUCUAGAGUUUGGUUUGAUUGAUAGAGUUUUGGAAAAAAGGGAAGUUACUCCAUCAGAACCAUUAAAAUGA
This is a messenger RNA of Cetraspora pellucida, 666 nucleotides long. The record is from the annotation of a GenBank genome assembly. Lineage: Eukaryota; Fungi; Glomeromycota; Glomeromycetes; Diversisporales; Gigasporaceae.